Messenger RNA from Gregarina niphandrodes, 9639 nucleotides. RefSeq names its product putative ubiquitin-protein ligase. Lineage: Eukaryota; Apicomplexa; Conoidasida; Eugregarinorida; Gregarinidae. Bases 1 to 9639 code for a protein of 3212 amino acids. Gene Ontology annotation, biological process: protein polyubiquitination; proteasome-mediated ubiquitin-dependent protein catabolic process; positive regulation of protein catabolic process. The transcript is spliced from 2 exons. The record is from RefSeq and is a predicted model, not a curated record. Gene Ontology annotation, molecular function: protein binding; ubiquitin-protein transferase activity.
AUGACCAGCUGGCGCCGCAUCUUCGACUCGCCUAUGGUCGAAAACUACACUAACAAGGCUGAACCAGCGGACCAAGAAGCGAGCCAAGGGCCGUGCGGCGCCGUGUGGUUCCGGCGGCUGGGAGUGUUUGACGCACCCGGCUUCACGUAUACGGUGCUGGCCCUGCUCGCACAGACGCAAGUGCGCUGGUGGCGACGUGUGUUCUGCGGACCGUUGUUCACGGAGGCGGGUUCAGUCAACCUGGCGCGUGUGCCGAGCAAUGGGUUCCUGCAGGUGCUGGCGGGACGUGUGGCGUCGGGACGGAGUUACGCGAGUGUGCUGCGAUGUGCCCAACACCUGUUGGCGCCGCUGGAGGAGCCUAAGACCUUCCGUAUGGCCCGUUGGCGCGAGGAAGUUUCGGAGGGUGCCGCUUCCUCCUCCCCGGCGGCGGCAGCGGGAGACGAGUGGAGUGGAAUGCUUGCGCAGUUGCUCGUGGACAUGGGUUUCUCGCAGCCACACGCACAGCGCGCUGUGCGUGCUACCUACGGUGCUGGUAUCGAGGAGGCCGCCGACUGGGCACUCAAGUACGCCGAUCCUUUCGCAGAGGGGAAGGCGGCGGAGCAGGGGGUAGAGGAGACACAGCCUGCCAGACCCCCGGCUCGCGACGCUUUCGGCGCCUGGCUAACGGCCGCCGACGUGGACGCCUGUCGCGGCAAACACGGCUCCGAGUUCUUCACGCGCCUCGCCAACACCAGCAUGGCGCCCGCCGGCCUCAUAGCGCACCGGCGUGCGGUCCAGCGCCAAGGAGGUCGCACGCCGUCGAACCACGCCCUUCUGCUCAAGUGGCUCGAGGUUAACGACACCGACCCCGACCAACUCGAACAGGCGAAUGGUGCACAGGCAACUGAUGGACAGACAACAGCACCCGCGGUGACCCCCAGCGGAGAGACUGAGAUCGCGGCGGAAGAGGCAGCGGUAGCGCUGCCGAUGGUGGCGUACCGGUCAGCUGCGGCGUGGCGUGUGUUGGCGUUGGCACACGCGUCGGAGAGUUUGCCGCUGCUGUGGCACACGUACGGAACGAACGUGGCGCGGCGCGGGUUGCUGGGCACGACGGUGGUCUCGCACUAUGAGGCCACGCGAAUGGUGCUGGACGCCGUGCCGUGGCAGACAGGGUUGAUUGCGCAGCUGCGUGCGGUCCUUGCCUUCGCCAAAGGCGCGCAAGGCUGGCUGCUCGGCCUACCCGAACAACUGCUGCCCUCCGCCGGCUUUAGUCCACGGAUCGGUGCGAACUUUUACGGCUUUCUCACCUGCGAGAACCGUGAGGUGCGGCGCCGCCAACUUGCGAGUUUGCUCCAACAAGACGAACGACGCGAACGUGCUCUUCACGCAGCCGCCGAAUACAUCCGGAACAGGACGCAGACCGCAGCCGAAGGAUCGGGUACGGCAUCGGAAUCGGGACAGAUAGGGAACCAGUAUGUGCUGCAGCGGUUGGCGACCUCGAGUUACGUGCAGGGCCUCUUUACGGGGUGUGUGGACAUGUUGGUGGGCACGAAGGCGGCGGCGGAUUCGCGGUUGGUGUACGAAGUCGUCGCGGUGGCCGUGGAGGCACGGAAGCAGUUUGUGCAAUUCGUGUACGAACGACAUCCCGAGCUGUUCCAGGAAAGCUUCGUCUACCCCGCUGGCGACGGCGUCGGCGUGCCCGCCUGGGCGCUGCUGCCCGACCCUUUCUCACCGGCUUUCGGCCUCAGCGUCGAGGAGGACCGGCCCGGCCCCUACUCCAGCAGCGAGAAGACCAAGCGGCGCCAACCCAGUGGCGUCUACGGCUCCGCCGCCGCCUUCCAGAUGCCACCUGCCUGGGUAGCCAGCGCCUCUUGGCUCGCCGGUGCGCUCAAGGUUCUCGGCGACUGGUCGGCACCCGGCAAGAAACCCGCCCCCACCGAGGCCACGACCGUGACGGAGACCGCGAAGGCGGAGAUGAAGCCGGCUGCGGAAGCGAGGCCCGAGACGGCUGCGGAGGCGAAGCCCGAGACGGCUGAGGAGGCGAAGCCCGAGACGGCUGCGGAGACGAAACCCGAGACGGCUGCGGAGACGAAACCCGAGACGGCUGCGGAGGCGAAGCCGCAGAAGGAGGUGUUGAACUUGCUGUUGGACAUCGCGAGUGUGAUGAGUGGGAUGUGGCCGGCCGAGGCGCGACUGCUAAUGGCGGCGCUGGUCCCGCUGGUGCGCAUUUGUCGGCUCAGCGGCGCUUUGUUGAGCCAUCGCGUGCUGGCGCACCCGGGAGUUGCACCGGCCCAGCUGCUCGGAGGCGCGCCCUCGGGACUUCACCUGCCCGUGGAGCUCGCGUUCCUGCCCAAGGGCCUGGGCGCAUUGCUGCGGCUUCCCAAGAACGCGGACUCGGUCAUGUUCGCCCAGGACCUCGCCCACUGCAUCCGCUUCGCCGCUGAGGACGCCAAACUUGUAACCGAAGAAAUGAAGAACGCCGUGCUCAAGGCCUUCCUCACCGCGGGUGCCGAAAUGGACCUCGGCAACGGCGCCAAGACGCUGGUGCUGCCCGUCCCGGAACUGACCCGCUUGUGUGCCGCCGCGCUCGGUCGUUCACAGCCGCUCUUCGAAGGCGUGCUGGCCGCCAUGUGUGUGCUCCGUAAGGAGAAACCCGCGGCGACCGAACCCGAGGGGCUCGGGUCGGUGACAGAGGGGCAGCCGCAAGACGGGCAGCCGCAAGAGGCCUCGCCCGCGGCUGACGCCGCGGCUACGGCCGCGGGGCCGGGGCUGCGUGCGGACGAGGUCGUGUUGGUCCAGUUGGCGCCGGCGGAAGUGCGAGAGGCGCGGCUGGCGCGGUUUCUGGCGGGGCGUUCGUCGAGCCACGGUUGGCAGAUCGUGACGUUGUUGUUGCAGCACCUGCGUCUGUUUUCUUCGGUGCACGCGGUGUGUUACAAGAUGCCGCUGGUGGCGCUGAAGAAUGCGGCGCGGUUUCUCUGGGUCGACCAACCGGAGGGCGGCGGAGAGUACCGAUUCCCGCCGUUCGAGGCGGCGGUUGGCUUGCCGGCGGAGGAGGUGCUGACGGUGGGCGAUUUUCUGGAGAGUGUGCGCGAGCGUGCGACAUGCGGACGUGUUGCGAAGCGCGGGUUCCUCUACCCGUUUUGCAUGAGUUGCGACUCGACGUUGAUGGUCUUAUGGGAGUUGUUCUGUCGGCAGCCGGAGUUGCAUGCGGCACUGACUAAGACGCCGCCGCCGCAGGUUUUGGCGGACGCCUCGCCGGGGCUGCAGAAGGCGCUGGUGCGCACUAGCUCGGCUUCGAACCCGGGUGUGGUCGAUCCUGGUUGCCUCGAGUGGCCGGCGAGUAUGAGCGCUGGCAAUUUGUACCGCCAGCUGCUGCGCGACUGCUGUCCGCGGCUGCUCGCCCUCGCCCUCCCGCCCUUCUGCGACGGAGUGCACGCCUGCAACCGACUCGGACCCUCCGAGACGCUGGUGCAGAACGUCGCACUCUCCGCGACCGUGUCCGCCGCACAACUCCAGACGCUCGGCCCCGAGGCCGGACUGCUCUUCAAGCUUGCCGCGCUCCUCGUGCUCCUGUCCAAGCAGAACCUCGACCUGCGCCGCAAACUCUCCACCGAGUGUCUCGGCUACGUGCGCGCUCUGCUUCACGCGCGCGGCAAACGGCCGCGCGAAACGGACACGGAGCUGCAGGCGGAGACGCCACAGGCUGAGACCGCGGAAGCGGAAGACCGGCUAGUGGUGUUAGCUUUCUUCAGCGGCGUUCUGCUGCACGGACUGCUCGCGCUGCCCACUCCGGUCGCGCUAGUGGAUGAGACCGAACAGGUUGUGAGCCAGGCGCUGUUCUCGGCGGCCGAGCGCCAGUUCCUGCGUACAGCUGGCGCCAAGUUGCUCAGCCGUCUGGAUUUGCGCCGCGGCGACACAACCUUCGUCGCGCAGGUCUGGACCUGGGCGCUGGCCCUGCUCUGCAGUCCGCAGGCGCUGGACGUGGAGUGCAAGGUCCCGCCGGCGCUGAAGGCCGCUGAACCGGAAACGGAGGCCGGGGCCAGUUCGGAUGCAGAGGCGGGGCAAGAGUCGUCGGACGAGGCGGUGGCGUUGAUGGCGGUGGAGGAGUCGGAGACGGAGUCUGAGUCGGAGGAGGUGUACUCGGAGGAGGGGUUGGACGAAUUUGGGUUGGACGAUGAGGGUGUGUUCGCUUGGGACGUGGAGGAAGAGGAGGAGGACGAGGAGGAGAUGGGUUUCUAUGCAGAGGAGGGCGAGAGCGGGGACGGUGAGUCGGAGUUGGGUCGUGAGGAGGAGGAGGAGGAGCCGCCAGCGCGGGUGGAGUUGCCGCACGAGGAGACGGCGUUGGAGGCCAUGUUUGAUUCUGCAGAGUUGUUGACCGAUGAGGAGGACGAGCUGGAUGAGGAGGGUGAAGAGGUGCCGCGUGUGCGUGACGAGGAGGGCGAGCUGGAGGCGGACGAGCCGGCUGGAGCAGGGUUGGAGGAGGAGGCGGAGCCGGUGGUGUGGCGUAGUGCACCGGCGACGGAGGUGGGGGGUGCGUGGUGGCGUUUCGCACGCGUGCGGCCCGCGAGUGGUUUGGCUGAGUAUGGGACGACGGCCGUGGGUGUAGCAACGCUAUGUUGUAGUGGACCCGCUGUCUUGCAGGAUCUCUGGCCCCAUCCGAAUCACUCUGUGUUGGUCGCUGAGAAGGAUUGGCGGACCGAGCCGGGUGUUCGUUUGCCCGAGGUCUUCGACGGAAGCGACUCGAUUCAAGACGCCCCCGCCUCCCUUUGGUGGCAGCAGGUUAAGGCUGCCGGCCACUGGCUGCCACCCACCUGCGAAGAUGACGCGCAACUUAGCCUACACCUCCUACGCAAGUGUGAGAAAGGACAAAUGAAAAUCAAGCACUGGCAACGCACUACACACGAACCGGCACGGAGCCAAGACAUGUUGUCCUUCGCGACCCUUCCCUGGAAAGAGAAACUCGACUACUACCACGCCGUCAAACAAGCCGAAGCUAAAGCACAACGAAACCAACACGGCGACGUAAAUACAAACGCGGACAGCAACGCGGACGCGGACGCGAGUGGCAAUUCGACUGGGAAUAGCGGUGGGAACGUCAUCGGAGACUUGACCGAGAACCCGGCCGAGAACUUGACCGAGACCCCAGUGGAGAACUUGACCGAGAACGCAGUGGAGGGUGAGAACCGCGCCCUGGAAGCCGCCACGGCCACUCAGCCGCCCCGCGGGCCCGAAACGGUCGCUGCGGCUGGACCUGAGGGACCAGGCACAGGGCCGGACCAAGGGCUGGACGAAGGGCCGGACCAAAGACCGGGCCAAGGGCCGGACGAAGGGCGAGGGCAAGGGCCGGAUGCAGAACCGGACCAAGGGCUGGAUGAAGGGCAAGGGGACCCGGCGGCGUUGUUGGCGGAGCCGGUGGAGACGAGUGUGACGUUGGAGAGCGACGCGUUCCGGUCAUUGGCCUUCGGUUUGGGCGUGACGGAGCGGCAGCUGGCGGUACUCCUUGAGCUGGACAUGCGAGUGGUGGAGUCGUUGCCCGAGGACCUGCAGGAAGAGGCGAUCGCGUCUACGUUAGAGCGUUUGACGGCAAGUCGCUUGGACUUGAUUCGCGCGGCGAACCUGGCUAUCUACGAGGCCUGGAAGGGCAGUGAAACCACAGAGGUGCCGGCAGAAGCGACCACCGAUAGGGGGGCGGUGGCGCCGUCGCGGUUGGUUUCGGAGGUGGCGAAUUUCCGCGUUUCAGCGCUGGCGGAGCUAGGUCGUUCGUUGGGUCCGGCGGAGGGGUUGUUGCAGUUGGCGACGGCGGGCGAGAGGCCGCAGUUGGUGUUUGCGAGUGCGACAGCCCGGGAGCCGAGUCGUGGCGACGGGAGUCUGCGUUUCCGCGCUAUUUCCGAACUCUGGCUGACCGUGUUGCCCGAGGAACUUACCGAGGCCGUGCGCCAGACCUUCCUCGCAGGUGCUGGGGGUUCAGGAGGUUUCGGCUUUGGCUUUGGAGGUGCGAGUAUGGGAACAGGUUUCGGUGGGAGCAUAUCGUCAGUGAUGGAUCGAAUUACGAACCUGUUGGUGACAUUGGGUGCGGAGCCGAGCCGGAUCGAGGUGACGCGGCCACGCGAGCAGACGGAGACGGUGCGCGAGACUGCGCCGUUGGUGCCGGUGGCGUUUCUCCGGGAGGGCGCGGCGGAGGUGCGAGCUCGUUUGUGUGUGCUGGAGCCGCGGGAGUGGCGGAAUGGGUUCCCGGCGGCGGGCGAGUCGGUGCUGGGUGGGCCGGGUGCGUUGGGAGGUGUGUUGCGGUUGUUGGAUGCACGUCGUCCGCCGAGUCGUAAGGCGCUGCACGCACUGUUCCAUGCGCUUUGUUGCGCCAGUGCUGAGGCCGCGCAAUUGCUCGUCGGCCACUUCACCGUCGUCCUCUGGUAUGCCGCACCCGACCUCUGGGACGGGCGCUGGGACUCGGUCCGUGGGUGGUCCGUCGGGGGUCCAGGUCGGUGGUCGACCGGCACCCAACUAACCGCCACCGCCGAUGACCGAACGACCUACGAGGCCGAAGAUCCCACGCCCGCUGCACAGGUCGCUGCCACCCGUGUUCUCGAACACCUACAGUCGCUCCUCGUCACCUGUCCAGCCGCCGUCGUCCACGUCUGCGCCACCGCCCUCCCGCACCCCGAAACCUUUGACCCAGUGCGCACCCAACAACUCUCCCGAAGACGCAGACUCGAACUCGCGCGCAAAGGCGAACCCACUGAAAGGAACGAGGAACAAGACCCCAGGGGCGAACAGGGAAGCAAGGAUGGACAAGACAGCAAGGAGGCGCAAGUCAGCAAGGAGGCGCAAGUCAGCAAGGAGGCGCAAGUCAGCAAGGAGGCGCAAGUCAGCAAGGAGGCACAAGACAGCAACGAGGCACAAGACAGCAACGAGGCAGAAGACAGCAAGGAGGCACAAGACAGCAAGGAGGCACAAGCCGGGGAAGGCGACGAGGACGUGAAAGGCGAACAAGACAAGGACAGGCUCCCUGUCACUCUUGUACGCGCGGGAACCGCACCUCUGGCUUCGAGCCAGGCUUCGAGCAAUGAUCGUUCCGGCAAGCAUUCCGAACGGUCUUCCACUGAGCGACCCGCCAAGAAAACGAGGCUGGAGGAACCGCCUGUCGCUGAGCCUACUCCUUCCGCCACCGCCCCUUCCGCGACGGCCCAUUCCGCGGCGACCCCCAAUCUGAUUCCGCCGUCGCGCCUCUUUGUGCAGAUGUUGCGCAGUGCGCGUUACUCCAGCAACAUGCUGCUCAAGACGCACCUGUGCAACACUGUAAACAUGCUUCUCUCCUCGCCGGACGAAGUCCGGACGGACCGGACGCUGAACGUUCUGACGGACGAAGAGCUGCAGUCUGUGGUCAUGGCCGCAUAUUUGCGGGAGAGGGGGCCGGUGCCGGAAGACAGGAGACUGUGGCUGCGGCUGACGAACACAUCUACACAGGGCCCCACUGCGUUGAUGGGUGCUGUGAACAGACUGUAUAAUACGUCGAAGCGGACGUUGAUUGAGCAAACGAUUUUCAAAGCGUUGGUGUGCGCGAUGCGGGAGGCGGUGGAUGCUUUGCGGGACACGUCUGAGUCGUUGGCGUUUGCGGACGACUUGGCGGCGGAGCGGCGGCGCGAGCCUAGGGGCGUGUUGCCGCCGUGGGCGUUGGCGGAGGCGGAUCAGGCGUUGGCGAAUUUGUUGAAGUUGUUGCAGGCGACGUGUGAGGCGACGUUGUCGCAGAGCGAGAAGAAUUUUGCAUUGUUGCCGGACACGGCGAAACGCGUGUUGGCGAUGGGUGAUGAGCGUGCGGCAGAGGCGAGUCCGGAGGCGGAGGUUCCGACGGCGGCGGCGGAGAGUCAGUUGACGCGGUUGGCUCCGUUGUUUGGACGGUUGGACGUGGCGUCUGGUUUGUGGGAGGCGUUGGCUGCGGUGUUUGCAGAAGUGUCUGCUGCAUAUCCGCAGUUGGUGAAUAAGCAGGUGACUGAGGACAGUGAGGCGGCGGCGACAGCGAGUCCGGUGGUUUUGCCAGCUCGGUUGGCUACGCGGCGAAGUGCGGCAGUUGCUCGGCCACCGGCGGUGGGGAGUAUGCCCGUAGUAUUGAGUCGAUUGGUGCCUGCGUUGGAGGCGUACGUGUUUGUGCACACAGUGUGUGUGGCGGCGGAGUUGCGACAGACUCACUUGCUGCCAGCCUUUUUCCAGGGCGCGGUUUUGGAGAACGUGGGCAGUGCGGCGAACAACGCCAAGAUCAAGUGCGGCGCGCGAGAUGAGUUCCGUAAUGCGAAGGGUGCGGCUUUGAAGCCUGAGCUCUUCCGCGCGGCCGGACUGAGGAGUUUCGAAGAGACGGUGCGUAAGAUCCUGCACGGCGAAACUGAGCAGGGUCUCAGUCCCUCGCACGACCGAUUGUUGCGUUUCUGCGUGCAGCACCAAAUCGCUAUCAAUGGACUCAUGCGCCAACAGCUCUCGCUCGGCGUCUCCUCUCUUUCGCCCCUGAUGUACCUCGCGCCCACGCUCGUCUGGUUCGACAAUAAGCGCCACUACUUCCGGAGCCGCGUGCGCCAACUGAAGGAACAGAGCGGCUCGCUGCCCGUGCGCGUGAAUGUGCGUCGUAGCGAUGUGUUUGUGGACACGUUCAACGCGCUGCGUCAUCGCACGGAUCUGCGCGGACGACUCACGGUCGCGUUUGAAGGCGAAGAGGGUGUGGACGCAGGCGGGUUGACUCGCGAAUGGUAUUCGAUCCUGUCGCGGGAAAUCUUUAACCCCAACUACGCACUCUUCCGUCGUGGUGGUGGCAAGUCCGAGUUUAAUCACCCCAACCCGCUGAGCUACGUCUCGCCCGAUCACCUGCAAUUCUUCCACUUCUGCGGCCUCAUCAUUGCCAAGGCACUCUUCGACGGUUACUACCUGGACGCCUACUUUACGCGCCCCUUUUACAAGAUCAUCCUCGGCCGCAAAUUGGUACCCAGCGACGCCGAGUCCAUUGACCCGGAGUUUUACAAGAAUCUGCAGAUGCUGCUGGAUCACUCACUUGAAGACCUGGGACUUGAUGACAUGCGCUUCAUCGCCGAGUCCGACGAAUUCGGCGAAGUCAAAACACAUGAGCUUAAACCCGGCGGCGCCGAGGAACGCGUCACGGACGCGAAUAAACACGAGUACAUUCGACUACUGUGCGAGUUCAAGGUAUUGCACGGCAUCGAACGCCAGAUCAAGUCGUUCCUUAGCGGUUUCUGCUCACUAAUCCCCGAAGACCUGAUCGCCAUUUUCGACGACAAGGAAUUGGAACUCAUGAUCAGCGGCCUACCCAACAUAGACUUGCAGGACCUCAAGGACAGCACGCUGUAUAGCAACUACCGCAUGCGAGACCCGCAAAUAAUAUGGUUUUGGGAGAUCUUAGAGUCGUUCGACCAAAACCAACUGGCCACCUUCCUCCAGUUUACGACCGGCACCUCCAAGGUACCCAUCGGAGGCUUCAAAAACCUCAUGGGCGCCAACGGACCCCAAAAAUUCACUAUCACACGCGCCCACAGCAAAGAUAGGCUACCGGCGGCACACACAUGUUUCAACCAACUGGAUCUACCUGAAUACCAGUCCAAAGAAAUCAUGAAGCAAAAGCUCCUUCAAGCUAUAACAGAAGGACGAGAAGGAUUUGGAUUUGCUUGA